AGCCACGCCCCCCUCAUGUAUAAACGGGCGGCAGCAGCUGCCACGCGCAGCGGAGAAGCUGCAGGUGCCGUCAUCGCUGUCCGGCUCGCCAGCACCAUCAUGUCGGACGACCAGCGGGGCGUCGUGUACCUGAUCACCGGGGGCUGUGGGUUCCUCGGCCGACACCUGCUGAGGAUCCUGCUGGAGAAGGAGGACAACCUGCGGGAGGUCCGGGUGUUCGACAAGCACGUGACCCCGAGCGUGGACGGGCUGGGCUCAGAGCGGACGAAGGUGGUGGUCAUUCAGGGGGAUAUCACGGACUACAACAGCGUGCUAGAGGCCUCCCGCGGGGCCGACGUCGUCAUUCACACGGCCAGCCUGGUGGACGUCUGGCACAGAGUCCCGGAGACCCUCAUCCACUCGGUCAACGUCACAGGAACGGAGAAUGUGAUCAAAGCGUGCGUGGAGUGUGGAAUCCAGUGUCUGCUCUACACCAGCAGUAUGGAAGUGAUCGGUCCCAACGUCAACGGAGACCCCUUCGUCAGGGGAAAUGAAGAUUCCCCUUACCACGUGAACCACACCAUGGCCUAUCCCAAGAGCAAGGCAAAGGCAGAGAAGAUUGUGCUGGAAGCUAAUGGCAAAGAGUUGAAAGGUGGGAAGUGUUUACACACAUGCUCCCUGAGGCCAACGGGCAUCUACGGCGAAGAGCACGAGCUGAUGAAGGACUUCUACAAACAGGGUGUCGAAAGGGGAGGCCUGAUCAUCGGGGGCGUCCCAGACAGCACUGAACACGGACGGGUCUAUGCGGGCAACGUGGCGUGGAUGCACGUGCUUGCAGCCCGAGCCCUGAGAGAUCGGCCACAGUCGGUCGGCGGCGAGGCUUUCUUCUGCUACGACGACUCGCCCUACAAGAGCUACGAGAAUUUCAACAUGCAGUUCCUCUCCACAUUCAACUUCCGACGAGUGCGCAUGCCCUUGCUGGUGAUCUGGUUCCUGGCCAUGAUGAACGACUUGCUCCGCUGGAUAAUGAGCCCGAUCUACAACUACACGCCGCUGCUGAACCGUUACACCUUGGCCGUGGCGUGCACCUCCUUCACGGUGCUCACGGACAAGGCCCUACGUCACUUCCAGUAUCGCCCCCUGUACGACUGGGAUCAGUGUCGAGAGCGCACACAGAAGUGGGUCAAUACGUUCCCUCUGGAGGACCUCAAAGACUCCUAAUGUACUGUACGAGGGAGCUCCCGGCUAUUAAUUGUCAUUAUGAAAGUUUGAUAAUGAGAAAUAAUCAUUCAAUUUCACGUUAAAAAGACAGACCUCAGAACUUCGCUUGGUGGUUUUAUGAUAUCAAAAAGGGCGUCUUGUACCACAUUGCUGAAGAGAUUUCCUUGACAAAUGUUGCAAUCUUACUUAAAUAUGCAUUUCAGUGUUCACGCUCACACAGUGUUUAGGAUUAGUCACCAAUUAAGCUUCUAUAACAACAAAUGUCAUAACGAAGUGAAAGUAAAUGUUAAACGGUUUCGUCAGGAGUAAAGCGGUGUUGCACAUGAAAUUGUAGCUAUGAAUAAAAGAUUAAGAAGUCUUAAUGUACAAUAUGACACUGAUGUUGACUGUGUAAGCUUCAUUCAAAAGAGAAGAGAAAACUUUAUUACUGCAUUUGUUAUAUAUGGAUGCUGGUAUAGCAUUUAUAGCUUAGUUAUAGAGAGAGUAUAAUUAAAUUAUUUGGUAAUUAACUAAUAUUUUUAAGAUAUUGUCUAACAGCAGCAUUGCAACUGUAAAUUUAUGUAAUUAUUUAUGUAAUAUAAACACAAUUCAAAAGCAUCUACUACAUGUUUAUGUACUUAAGUACUGUUUUUUUAAUUAUAUAUAUCACGCCGCAUUUAAACUUUAAAGUUUUUGUGAUCUUAAAUAAAGUACAUAAAUAUUU
Scophthalmus maximus (turbot) is the source of this 1903-nucleotide messenger RNA. RefSeq names its product hydroxy-delta-5-steroid dehydrogenase, 3 beta- and steroid delta-isomerase (gene hsd3b7). Gene Ontology annotation, biological process: steroid biosynthetic process. The record is from RefSeq and is a predicted model, not a curated record. The coding region runs from base 16 to 1200 and encodes 394 amino acids. NCBI's taxonomy places the organism in Eukaryota, Metazoa, Chordata, Actinopteri, Pleuronectiformes, Scophthalmidae. Gene Ontology annotation, molecular function: 3-beta-hydroxy-Delta5-steroid dehydrogenase (NAD+) activity. The transcript is spliced from 6 exons.